Mugil cephalus (flathead mullet) is the source of this 1725-nucleotide messenger RNA. RefSeq names its product integral membrane protein 2Bb (gene itm2bb). Gene Ontology annotation, biological process: negative regulation of amyloid precursor protein biosynthetic process. Gene Ontology annotation, molecular function: amyloid-beta binding. NCBI's taxonomy places the organism in Eukaryota, Metazoa, Chordata, Actinopteri, Mugiliformes, Mugilidae. Gene Ontology annotation, cellular component: Golgi apparatus; extracellular exosome; plasma membrane. The record is from RefSeq and is a predicted model, not a curated record. The transcript has 7 exons. The coding region runs from base 155 to 973 and encodes 272 amino acids.
AGUAGCUUGUUGUGGCAACACAGGCAGCCCAGACUUGGCCAGAGGGAGGUGCGACUUCUUGACUUCGGAGCGAAUUCUCUCCGUUUUGUUUUGCUUUUACAUCUCUUCCAUCGCCUUUCUUGCCGAUCGGAGUUUGUCGCCGUUUUCUUUCAGGAUGGUUAAAGUGUCUUUUAACGCGGCUCUGGCCCAGAAGGAUGUGAAGAAGGACGCCGAAACUCUUAUUCCCGAGGAGGACAAAGAUGCCGAGGCCGCGGUGCUGGUGCGCCCCCAGUCCCAUGCCUGGUGCUGGCGCAUGUGCAUGUGCGUGGGUCUGGCCUUCAUGCUGUCCGGAGUGGUGGUCGGAGGGGCCUACCUGUACCGCUACUAUAUCCUGGAGGUGGAAAUUACUCCAUACAGCUCAGAGGAGGGCCAGGUGUUUUUCUGCGGGGUGAACUACCGUGAGGAGGACUUCAUGAUCCAGGAGGAGGAUGAGAUGGAGGUCGAGCUGCCGAACGGGUUCCAUCUGCGACAGCUGGAGGAGAGGAUUCAGGUGCUGGAGAGGGAGCAGGUAGAGCUCAUCAACGUGCCCGUGCCCGAGUUUGACAACGGAGACCCUGCUGACAUCGUCCACGACUUCCAGCGGAGGUUGACCGCUUACCUGGAUCUGAGUCUGAACAAGUGCUACGUCAUCCCCCUCAACACCUCCAUCGUCAUGCCUCCCAGAGACUUUUUGGAGCUGCUUGUCAACGUCAAGGCCGGCACCUACCUGCCUCAGUCUUACCUCAUCCACGAGGAGAUGGUCGUGACCGAGCGCUUGGAGAACGUCGACCAGCUUGGCUACUUCAUUUACAACCUCUGCCGUGAUAAGGAGACCUACAAGCUGCAGCGCAGAGACAGGAUUCUGGGUAUGCAGAAGCGUGAAGCUCUCAACUGCCACAAGAUCCGUCACUUCGAGAACAAGUUUGUGGUGGAAACUCUGAUCUGUGAGCCUUAAAGACGCCCCGUCGUCUCUCCACUGCUCUUAAAGUCACUGGCGUGCAGUGAGAUUGUGUUUUUAAUCCUCACCUGUCUUCUUUCUGUCCUUUACUUCAGGUAGUUUGAGUGAGUAAGAGGAGAGUGUAAUGUGAAGCUGUUUGGUAAAUAUUCACUGAUUGUGAGAGAAUUAAAGGUGAAAAGUCAUGUAAUUUUUCUGCACGGGGAUCUUCUGGGAAUCUUUUCAGAAAAUAACAAAGUCAUCUGAGUAAUAAAUUAUUUUAAUCAAAGUAACAGCAAAAAAGUAGCAUACACAUUAAUUUCAGUAGAGUUGUUAAAUUUACUUUUUUUUUCCUUUUUAGUUCAGAUAUAAAAUUUCAAGAGAAAGGGAAGCGAUUGUAUCACUCAACCUGGUUUUGAAACUGGUCAGCCCAGGCCAGGGAGACUUUUUGUUGUUUUUUAUAUUUUGUCUGCUGUAGCUAUUAAUACACUGCAAUACGUUUUUUCUUAACUGGAAAAUGAUCUUAAGGUAAGAGUGUGGACGUGCGCUUCUCUUUUUUUUAGCUUUAAAAAAAAAACAGAAAAGUGUAAAUUUAAAAGAAACAGAGCUCACAGAAAAAAUAAACCUCACACUUUUAUGUUAAAAUCUUUUUCAUAAGGGUUGUCUGUCUUUUUAUGAAUGUUUUUUUUUGGAUAACUCUUGUACUAAUUUGUGUAUAUAAUCUCUUUGAAGAUAUGAACGACCAACACAAUAAACGGAAUCGAAAAAAACAA